Periophthalmus magnuspinnatus is the source of this 3597-nucleotide messenger RNA. RefSeq names its product myosin binding protein Ca (gene mybpc2a). Gene Ontology annotation, molecular function: protein binding. The coding region runs from base 1 to 3372 and encodes 1123 amino acids. The record is from RefSeq and is a predicted model, not a curated record. NCBI's taxonomy places the organism in Eukaryota, Metazoa, Chordata, Actinopteri, Gobiiformes, Gobiidae. The transcript is spliced from 29 exons.
AUGAAUAUUAUAAGCCUGUCGGUAACAACAUUGUUUUCCCCACACAUAGAGCUGUCAGAUGAGGAGGAGGAUUCGGCCCCUAGUGGCCAAAACCAGCCGUCGGAAAACAGCAUUUUCACCCAGAGGCCAGAGAGCGCCACGGCAACUAAAGGAAAGGACAUCACGUUCGUGGCCAAAGUAGACUCGAGCAGUCUCCCACGGAAACCGGCGUUGAAAUGGUUCAAAGGGAAAUGGCUCGACCUGGCGAGCAAAGCGGGAAAACAUCUGCAGUUCAAGGAGACCUACGACCGCAACACCAAGAUCUACACGUUUGAGAUGAAGAUUAUCAAAGUGGUGGAUGGAGAUGCAGGAGGAUACCGCUGUGAGAUCAGCUCCAAAGACAAGACCGACUGCAGCUACUUUGACAUCGAGGUUCAGGCUGCCCAAGAGGAUACGCAGGACAACAUCCUGGAGGCCUUCAAGCGAUCCGGAGGGGCCGAUGAAGACGCAGGAGAGUUGGACUUCAGUGUUCUCCUAAAGAAAAGGGAGAAAAAGCAAAGGCAGUCAGAGAACGAGGAGGUGGACGUUUGGGAGAUUUUGAAAAAUGCCAAACCGUGUGACUAUGAGAAGAUCGCGUUUCAGUACGGCAUCACGGACCUCAGGGGGAUGUUAAAGAGGCUCAAAGCGAUGAAGAAAGUGGAGAUAACCAAGAGUGAAGCCUUCUUGAGGAAACUGGAGUCUGCGUACUCUGUGGACAAAGGGAAGAAGAUGACCAUGUCUGUGGAACUGGCCGACCCCAACGCGACCGUCAAGUGGCUCAAGAACGGACAGGAGAUCAAACCAUCGGCCAAGUAUGUGAUGGAGAGUGUGGGAGGCGUUCGUACCCUGACUAUAAAUAAGUGUAAUCUCUCGGACGACGCAGCGUACGAGUGUGUGGUGGACGAGGAGAAGAGCUUCACUGAACUCUUCGUCAAAGAGCCCCCGAUCACCAUCACGAAGCUGCUGGACGAUGUUCACACUGUGGUCGGAGAGAAGGUGGAGUUUGAGGUGGAGGUGUCCGAGGAAGGAGCCAACGUCAAGUGGAUGAAGGACGGAGUGGAGCUGAGCAAAGAAACGGCUGGAUCCAAAUACAGGUUCAAGAAAGACGGAAAGAGACACAUGCUGAUCAUCAAUGAAGCCACGUUGGACGACAUUGGAACGUACUACGCCUUUACCAACGGCGGGGAGUCCAAGGCCGAGCUGGAGGUUGAAGAUAAGGAGCUGCAGGUCCUCCAGAGCAUCGCAGACCUCACAGUGAAGUCUUCAGAGCAGGCCGUGUUCAGAUGUGAAGUGUCUGAUGAGAAAGUCACCGGGAAGUGGUACAAAGACGGAGUGGAGGUGCAGCCCAGCAACCGGAUCAAGAUAUCGCACAUUGGCAGGGUGCACAAGCUAACCAUCGAUGACGUGAAACAGGCUGACGCUGGCGAUUACACCUUUGUACCCGACGGACACGCACUCACGCUCUCAGCCAAACUCAACUUCUUAGAGAUUAAGAUUGAGUACAAGCCAAGACAAGAUCCUCCAAAGAUCCACCUGGACACGAGCGGAGGAAACAAAAACGCCAUCACUGUUGUGGCCGGGAAUAAGCUGAGGCUGGACGUGGAGAUCAGCGGGGAGCCAGCGCCCACUGUCUGCUGGAAGAGGGGAGAGGAGGUGAUCUCGGAGGGGGAGGGCAGGGUGCGUGUGGAAAUGAGGAAAGGCUUGUGCAGUUUUGUGAUUGACGGGGCGGUGAAGAGCGACGAGGGGCCGUACUCCAUCACCGUGACCAACCCGGCCGGGGAAGACCACGCCGAGCUGUUGGUGAAGGUCGUGGAUGUUCCAGAGCCUCCAGAGAACGUGCGCUGUACUUCAGUGGGGGAGGACUUCGCUGUGGUCACAUGGGACGCCCCGCCGUACGAUGGAGGCGUCCCCAUUAAAGGAUAUCUAAUGGAGAGGAGGAAGGCUGGCUCAUCGCGUUGGACCAAACUGAACUUUGACGUUUACGAGUCGACGACGUACGAGGCGAAGAAGAUGAUCGACGGCGUCAUGUACGAGAUGAGAGUGUACGCCGUGAACGGGAUCGGCAUCUCAGAGCCCAGCGGCACCUCCAAACCCUUCAUGCCCAUCGCCCCGACCAGUGAGCCGACUCGUCUACAGGUGGAUGAUGUGACAGACACCACCUGUGCUCUGAAGUGGCGUCAACCGGAGAAGAUCGGAGCAGGAGGCAUCCAGGGAUACAUCAUCGAGUACUGCAUCGAAGGAAGUGACCAGUGGGUGCAGGCUAACGAGGCCCCGGUGGAGAAGACUCAGUACCGGGUGAAGGGGCUUCCUGUGGGGGAGAAGAUGCUGUUUCGGGUGGUGGCCGUGAACCUGGCGGGACGCAGCCCUCCGGCCGUCCUGGGACAGGCCGUCACCAUCAGGGAGAUCGUGGAGUCGCCAAAGAUCCGCGUGCCUCGUCAUCUGCGCUCCAAACUCAUCACUCGAGUGGGAGAGAAGGUCAACAUCGUCAUCCCCUUCCAGGGAAAGCCUCGUCCCGUGGUGACCUGGUACAAAAACGGCACCCCCCUGGAGGACCGGUCCGUGGGGAUCCGGACCAGUGAGGUAGACUCCAUCCUCUUCAUCCGCUCCACAGAGAGAGAACACUCCGGGAUUUACACCCUCAACGUGAAGAUCGAGAACAUGGAGGACAGCGCCGACAUCCACAUCCUGAUCGUAGAUCUACCCGGCCCCCCGAUGUCCGUGCAUGUCACUGACGUCUGGGGCUUUAACGCGGCCAUCGAGUGGAAACCUCCCAAAGACGACGGCAACUGUGACAUCAUCGGGUACACGGUGCAGAAAGCGGACAAGAAGACUAAGGAGUGGUUCACUGUGUACGAGCACAACCGCAGGCCCAGCUGUACAGUGUCAGACCUGGUGAUGGGAAACGAGUAUUCCUUCCGAAUCUUCAGUGAGAACAUCUGUGGACUGAGCGAGGAGGCGGGGCUCAGCAAGAACACGGCCUUCAUCAGCAAAUCAGGUUUCGAUUUCAACCCUCGCCCGUUCAAAGAGAAGGACAUGAGCCACUCGCCCAAGUUCACAGCGCCCCUUGUGGACAGGAGUGUAGUGGCAGGUUACACCACUGCCAUCAGCUGCGCCGUACGUGGAUUUCCUCGGCCAAAGAUCAUGUGGAUGAAGAACAACAUGAUCAUCAGUGAGGACCCUAAGUACCUGAUGCAGAACAACCAGGGUGUUCUGACUCUGCAGAUCCGCAAACCGAGCCUGUUCGAUGGGGGAAAGUACGCCUGCCGCGCCAUCAACGAGCUGGGGCAGGACGAGGUCGAGUGCAGGUUGGAGGUCAGAGUUGUUCAAGAGAAGGAAGAAGUAAAAGCAAAAUGAGUCUUCAAGCAUCAACACAUCAUGGAUCCAGCUUAAAAACAGAAAUAACGGAUGAAAUAAAUAAAACCUGUUUGCAUUAUAGUCAAGAAUUACAUUGAUUAGAAUAGUUCCUCUGCUCGUUCUCCCUGACAUCUGUAAUAAAUCGUGUUCUGAGCUGGAGGUGACUGCGUUGGUUUGAACCGUCUUGUCUGUCACUGAGUGCAUUAUAAAACAGGCUCUCAUCCA